UUGGCUAUUUAACUGGACAUCUGAGAUGAACAAGACUUUAAAUACAUUCACUUUUGCUGGGACUUUAAACCUGAGCCUGCAGAGGUGCUGAACAUUAGCUACUCACCUUCCAAAGAAGCAACAUCUCAUACUGCAAGCAAACAUGAACGAGGAAACAAGCAAAAUAAAAGGAGGCCACACUUUUGAGAUAAAUGGUCUAGAAAACCACAAGGACAACAGAAUUUCUUUGAUUUUUUCCCUCAAAGAAGAAGUUGGAGCUUUAGCCAAAGUCCUGCGCAUAUUUGAGGAAAAAGAUAUCAGUUUGACUUACAUAGAGUCCAGGCCUUCCCGUCUCAAUAAAGAUGAAUACCAAUUUUUUAUUAACUUGGAUGACAAAAGCACCCCUGCUUUGGAUGACAUUAUUAGGUGCCUAAGGCAUGAUAUUGGAGCAACUGUGCAUGAACUAUCCGGAAACAAGAGGAAGGAUGCUGUUCCAUGGUUCCCACGCACCAUCCAAGAUCUUGAUAAAUUCGCCAAUCAGAUUCUGAGCUAUGGAGCAGAACUUGAUGCUGAUCAUCCGGGCUUCACUGAUUCAGUUUAUCUUGCCCGCCGCAAAGAAUUCGCUGAUAUUGCUUAUAACUAUAAACAUGGGCAGCCAAUCCCGCAUGUAACCUACACAGAGCAGGAAAAGAAAACAUGGGGCACUGUGUUCCGAGAGCUGAAGACUCUGUAUCCCACUCAUGCUUGCUAUGAACACAAUCAUGUGUUUCCACUGCUGGAAGAUUACUGUGGAUACAAUGAAAAUAAUAUUCCACAGCUUGAGGAUGUCUCCAAUUUCCUACAAAAAUGUACUGGAUUCCGUUUACGCCCGGUGGCUGGUUUACUGUCCUCUCGAGAUUUCUUGGCUGGGUUGGCUUUCCGUGUUUUCCACUCUACCCAGUAUAUUCGGCACUGGUCAAAACCAAUGUAUACCCCUGAACCUGAUAUUUGCCAUGAGCUUCUUGGACACGCGCCUUUGUUUGCUGACCCAGGUUUCGCUCAGUUUUCACAAGAAAUUGGAUUGGCUUCACUGGGAGCUCCUGAUGAGUACAUUGAGAUGCUGGCUACGGUGUACUGGUUCACAAUAGAAUUUGGAAUAUGCAAGCAAGAUGGCAAGUUAAAAGCCUAUGGUGCUGGCCUUCUCUCAUCGUUCGGAGAACUGCAGUACUGUCUGACAGACAAACCAGAGUUCAGACCUUUUGAGCCUGAAAAGACUGCACUGCAGAAGUACCCAAUUACUGAAUUCCAGCCAAUAUAUUUUAUUGCUGAUUCUUUUGAAGAAGCAAAGGAAAGAGUAAGGAAAUUUGCAACUACAAUCCCCCGUCCUUUCUCUGUUCGCUAUAAUCCCUACACUCAAAGCAUUGAGGUUCUGGACAACAUCCAACAACUGAAGAAUCUUGCAGAGAGCAUUAACAGUGAAAUUGGGAUUCUCUGCAGUGCCCUUAAAAAGCUGGAAUAGACCAGAUCACAUACUAUGUCCACAAAGUGCUUCUUCACACAGGAAUAAAUUCUUUUUUAUCUCAAUUCUGAUGAAAGUGAAGCAAUAAAUGCAACAAUUGCAUAUCUGUAUUCAUUGUGUUUUGUGAAUAUUCAACUGAAAAUUUUACAUAAUGAGAAAAUAUAUGCGUAUUUUCCAUAGAACCGAUCUUGAUCAUGAUCUUCAAACACCAGCAGAAUGAAGGUUAUUCCUAGCCUGUGCGUGAAGCAAUGUUUUUAAGAAAGCUAGCAAUUUCUU
Xenopus laevis (African clawed frog) is the source of this 1753-nucleotide messenger RNA. It is a transcript of the gene pah.S, whose product is annotated as phenylalanine hydroxylase S homeolog. The record is from RefSeq and is a predicted model, not a curated record. The transcript has 13 exons. The coding region runs from base 143 to 1477 and encodes 444 amino acids. Gene Ontology annotation, molecular function: iron ion binding; monooxygenase activity; oxidoreductase activity, acting on paired donors, with incorporation or reduction of molecular oxygen, reduced pteridine as one donor, and incorporation of one atom of oxygen. Lineage: Eukaryota; Metazoa; Chordata; Amphibia; Anura; Pipidae. Gene Ontology annotation, biological process: aromatic amino acid metabolic process; L-phenylalanine catabolic process; L-tyrosine biosynthetic process.